UUGUAUAGCAUCACAGUGUGUGUUUAUAAGUAUAAUAAUUGUUCAUACGAGUUAAUUUAAUAAUUAAUUAAUCGUUUGAUUAAAAUUUUCAAAGAACAACAGAUACACGCCUCAUCAUGUCGCAUGUUUUUGUUACUUUUAAAUUUCGCUACAGAAAAACAUCAAUUAAACUUGAAAUAAAAACUCCCAUAGAUUUAUCUGGAUUAACUGACAUACUAAAAAAUGAAUUAAAAUUGGAGGAAACAGAGGAACUUAUGUUAUUGUGUCCAACGCUCGAUGGAAAUAUGAUGGAACUUCAAUCAGAUGAUGAUGUUAAAUUUUUAAUGGAAACAAAAAUUGCCUAUAAUGCUGUAACCAAAACAAUGCACUGCAACGUAGAACUUGUAGUAAUUAUAAUUAAUAACUUGCUAGAUGACAAAGAAGCUCAAUUUAUGAUUUUAUCAAAAAAAAUUGAUAAUUUAACAUUUAAAGUUGAUAAAUUAUCGGAUUUUAUCGAAAACACUGAUGAAAAUAAAUCCAGCACUUUUUCGGCCAUUAGGUCUGAAAGCAAAGAAAAGAAUACUUUCUUGAGUAAAUUAGAUCAGAUAGGAUUUAAACCCAAUUUGGAUGAAUGUAAAAAAAAUACUGAGGAAGACAAGGAAAGUUUGUUGUCAGAAACUAAUGAUAACUUAAUAUCACCCACGUUGGAAAUGGAAAGAUUUGAUGCAUUGUCAGUUCUUCUAAAUUUUGAAUCUGAAAAUGUUGAUAGUUUAUUUCAUAAGUUGAAAGCAUAUGGAUUUACCGACGAGUUUCGCAAUAUUAUAGUAUUAAAGAAAUUUAAUAAUGAUUAUGAAAAAGCCAUUAAUUCUCAACCUUAACUUCAAUGAAAUAUAAAAUACAAAUACUACAGUAAAAAAAAUUUAAAAGAAUAUAAUUUUUUUUUUGAAUGUAAUUUUAUUAUAUUAUAAUAAUAUUAUCAUGCUCUUAAUACAUUAUUGUUA
Aphis gossypii (cotton aphid) is the source of this 980-nucleotide messenger RNA. RefSeq lists its product as uncharacterized. The record is from RefSeq and is a predicted model, not a curated record. The transcript is spliced from 8 exons. NCBI's taxonomy places the organism in Eukaryota, Metazoa, Arthropoda, Insecta, Hemiptera, Aphididae. The coding region runs from base 117 to 857 and encodes 246 amino acids.